Molecule: messenger RNA, 1704 nt
Organism: Rhipicephalus sanguineus (brown dog tick)
Lineage: Eukaryota; Metazoa; Arthropoda; Arachnida; Ixodida; Ixodidae
Gene: Orc2
Product: origin recognition complex subunit 2
Exons: 12
Coding region: 54-1556 (500 amino acids)
Biological process (GO): DNA replication
Cellular component (GO): nucleus; nuclear origin of replication recognition complex
Molecular function (GO): DNA replication origin binding
Source: RefSeq, a predicted model, not a curated record
CCGCCUGCUUCCUGCUCAUCCCAAACAAGCUCACGUAAACAUCACUGCUGCUGAUGGCCGCUGCCGCCACCCAAGGAGCCGUGAGAGUUCGUUUCGUUAGCGACGAUGAUGUUAUUGAACACAUAUACAACCUCUCGGAUGCGAGCAAGAGGAAGAAAAAAGUUGCAGUGAAGGAGUCUGUAGCAGAGCCGUCUCUGACCAAUGAGUCGCCUAUGGUUGCCGGUGUGCAGCAGGAAGAGGCACCAGUUCCCAUAGGUCUUCAUGCCACCAGUGACACACUAACGGGACGCCAAGUGUUCAAUCUCACUUGCACACCAAAAGCCAAACAUGUGGUUAAGGCUGCUUCGAGGACACCGAGCAGGGAGCAGAGGAAAGGCUCCUGCAGUACGCCUGUUGCCCCGAAAUCACCUUACUCGCUGAGAAAAAAGAUCAAGCAGAAAUUGUCGAAGAUGAAGAAUGAAGCGGAAACAUCUUCUGGUGACUCGGACAGUGAACACUCAUCUGGAGAUGACAAGGACGAAGAAAGCGAUAAGACUGACCUCGGCAAGUACAGUAGCUACUUUACCAGUAACUCACGGUCAAAGACUUCCAACCACACACUGACCAAGCUUGGCAGGCCUGUAAUGGCACCAGAUGAGAUUAACAGCAUGUUGGAAAAGGUGAAUGACCCCCAUGUCAAGCACCGGGCAAGGCUGCUCUCAAACUACCACUCCUCCUUUGCACACUGGCUGGCACUCUUAAGGGAAGGCUUCACAAUCCUCCUUCAUGGGCCUGGCUCAAAACUUAAACUUCUACAAAAGUUCAAGGAAGCUGUGCUGGCAGACUUUGCGAGUGUCACUGUCAAUGGAUUCAACCCUUCGUUAUCCUACACAGAGAUUCUUCACAGCAUCCUGCAGUGUAUCCCAAGUGGCGAUGCUGUGCAAUUUCUUGGAUCAGCUCUGGUGAAUCACAUAGUUGAACAUUUCUCAAGAAAUGAUGCUGAGGACACUUUCAUUCUUAUCAACAACAUUGAUGGUUUGGGCCUGAGGAGUGCAAAAGUCCAGGAAAUACUCUCCACGCUUUCAACAGCUCGUCACAUUCACAUAAUUGCUUCAGUGGAUCACAUCAAUGCUGCCUUAUUGUGGAAUCAAGAGACUUCACGGAGGUUCCGAUUCGUGUGGAUCAAUGCAACAACGUUCGAACCUUAUGCUCUGGAAUCCAGCCUGGAGCCCCUCAAGAGCUCUGCCUCCAACGCACUCAGUUCACUGAAGCACGUAUUCUGCAGUUUGACUCCAAAUGCACGCAAGAUAUUCCUCCUCAUUGCAAGACAUCAGCUUGACAACACAGAGUCACCAUCAUAUGCAGGAAUGUCUUUUCAUGACUGUUACCACCGCUGCCGGGAGGCUUUCCUUGUCAACAGCGACCUCACACUUCGAGCCCAACUGAGGGAGUUCCUUGACCACAUGUUGCUCAAGAUCAAGAAGGGUCACGAUGGCACAGAAAACUUGCUGAUUCCCAUCGAGGCUGCAGCCCUGAUGCUAUUUCUUGACCAGCAAGAAGAAGAUGGCACCUUCUAAGUGGAGGCCAUUGAGUUUACUCUCCAAAGCACGCUUUUAUGUGUUGCUUAUAUAAAUCUUGCGCAUUGUACAUAGUGGUUUGUAAAAUAAAAUCUUGCUAAUGCUGUGAUUUACUCUUUUUACAUUGAAAGCCAAUAAAUUGUAUUUU